Corticium candelabrum is the source of this 912-nucleotide messenger RNA. Its product is annotated as lys-63-specific deubiquitinase BRCC36-like. Lineage: Eukaryota; Metazoa; Porifera; Homoscleromorpha; Homosclerophorida; Plakinidae. Bases 1 to 774 code for a protein of 257 amino acids. Gene Ontology annotation, cellular component: BRISC complex; BRCA1-A complex. Gene Ontology annotation, molecular function: polyubiquitin modification-dependent protein binding; cysteine-type deubiquitinase activity; metallopeptidase activity. Gene Ontology annotation, biological process: protein K63-linked deubiquitination; double-strand break repair. The transcript has 9 exons. The record is from RefSeq and is a predicted model, not a curated record.
AUGGUGCUUGCCGUCAAACUCAGAGCUGAUGCAUUUAUGGUUUGCUUGACUCAUGCUCUGUCCACAGAGGAGGAAGAAGUUAUGGGAUUACUUAUCGGAGAAGUGGUUGAUGAUUGUGCUGAUGUGUCUGCUGUCUCAAUGUUGAGACGGUCAGACAAACGAAAAGACCGAGUUGAGAUAUCGCCUGAACAGCUUGCCAUGGGAGCACAGGAAGCUGAACACUUGGCUAUAAGAUUGCAAAAACCGAUGCGAGUUGUGGGUUGGUACCAUUCGCACCCUCACAUCACAAUGUGGCCGUCUCAUGUUGAUGUCAGAACACAGUCCAUCUACCAGACUAUGGACAGUGGUUUCUUCGGUCUCAUAUUCUCUUGUUUCAACCACGACGCACAGAGUAUGGGUCACAUUGACUUGACGUGUUUCCAAAGUGUCACAUCAACCACAACAGAAGGACAAGAAAUCCUCAAUGGCCGGGAUCUACCAGUUCACAUAUGUCGAACAUCAAGCAUCAGUCAACCGUGUCUUGAGGCACUAAGCAAGCUACCAAGGAUACUCCUCGAGGAAGAGCAAGAAGCUCUCCACGAAGCUGAAAGGGAAAGUUCAGAUUUAUUGAGUCGUGUCCACAAUGGUUCAGUGUUUGCAAAGUCAUUAUCUCGAUUCAUGGAGAUCAUAUGCGGCCCCAUCAUGCAGGCGUUGGAGAGUCGAUUAGAGCAUCAUGAACGAAAGAUAAAGCAACUAAAGGCAGAGAAAACGAGAUUGAAAGAAGCACUCACAUAGUGAGUGUACAGCCUGUAGGCUUUCAUUGUAUGUUCGUUGACAUUCAGAUUGCUUUUCAGUCAAUCACAAUGUUACAUUGUAUAUAAUGCAAAACUACAUUAGUGCACACACACACACACACACACACACACACACACA